Messenger RNA from Musca domestica (house fly), 930 nucleotides. RefSeq lists its product as uncharacterized. Bases 1 to 930 code for a protein of 309 amino acids. The transcript has a single exon. The record is from RefSeq and is a predicted model, not a curated record. NCBI's taxonomy places the organism in Eukaryota, Metazoa, Arthropoda, Insecta, Diptera, Muscidae.
AUGGAUACUGUCGGGGCCGACUACGGAAAAAAGGGAAGCAGCAAGAAAAUUGUAGCUACUACUACUCUGGAAAUAUUUUGGGAGAUAGAGGAGGUGAGCGACAAACAAGCAGUGACAGAGGAUGACUUUUGUAUGUCAAAUUAUGGCUCAACAACAUCGUUAGCGAGUGAUGGCCUGUUUAUGGUCAGACUUCCCUUCAGGGAAGACGUUGAAUUAGGAGAUUCACGUAAAAGAGCUAUGGCAAGAUUUUUGAACAUUGAAAAAAAAUUAUGCGCCAACCCUGAACUAAAAAUGGAAUACCAACAGUUUAUGGAAGAAUAUAUUAGUAUGGGGCAUAUGGAACGAGUAGUGCCGGAAAUACGGGGAAAAUACUACCUUCCCCAUCAAGCUGUCAUCAGAGAAAGCAGUAUAACUACAAAAGUAAGAGUGGUGUUUGAUGCGUCUUCCAAGACAUCAAAUGGAAGAAGCUUGAACGAUAUUCUCUACGCUGGGCCAAGAUUGCAGAGAGAUAUUUUUGAUAUCCUUACAAAAUUGCGCAAACAUCAGUUCGUCAUAAGUGCAGACGUGGAAAAAAUGUACCGACAAAUUUGGGUACAUAAAGAUGACCAAGAAUACCAAUGUGUGUUGUGGAGAUCCAGCAGCGAAAGCCCAGUAGAACAAUACAGAUUAACGACAGUGACGUACGAUACGGCAUGUGCGCCGUUUUUGGCGUUAAAGACGCUUGACGAAAUUGGAUCUCAAUGUGAAGAUAAAGACAUUGGCGCUAUUAUCCAAAAUGAAUUCUACAUGGACGAUUUGUUAACCGGAGCAGAUUCUGUUUCAAGAUGUAAAGAAUUACAGGCGAAAAUAAAUAAACGUCUAGCAAAGUAUGGAUUUAAGCAAGUGACACAUUUGGAUUUACAACGCAACUUUACAAUGAACAACGGAUAA